AUAUAAAUAUGGCUGACCGAUUCAACAGAAAAGAGAAUGCGGCCACAGCUACGCUGAAGACGUUGCCAAAUUUUGAAAUUGAUCGUUUAAGGCAUUUGUUGACGUUACCUGAAGAUGUUGGCAUUGACACUGCAUCGGUGAAACAGCAGCUGCUGGACCAUAUUGUUCAAAAUGACAUGUAUCCAUACCUUGAGCGUAUGCGUGAGCAGCUUCCCAUAUUCAGGGAUGUAGUCUCCAUGGACAAUUUGAAGGAGAACAAUGAGCGUGUUAUCUCUGAGCUGGAUGAGAAAAUAGACUUUGCUGAGAAGAACUACGGCACAUCGGAGGUCAAGGACGCCAUAUUGGAGAAGGCUAAUUAUUACCUUAAAAUAGGUGACAUGGACAAUGCAGUAUUCCAGUAUGAGGUUGCUCUUAAGCAGACGGUUGGUGUUAACAGCAAGCUUGAGAUAGUGUUAUGCUUGCUAAGGAUAGCAUUUUUCUUUCAUGAUAUCCCUUUACUCAUGAAGUACAUGGAGAAGGCUAAGACUGACAUUGAUAACCGUGGUGAUUGGGAGAUGCGCAAUCGUCUUCACGUAUAUGAGGCUUUGGAACUGAUCAUAUGUAGGAAGUUUAAACCUGCUGCUGAGAUAUUAAUGAAUUCACUAUCUACUUUUACCGCAACGGAGCUUAUAACUUUAGAGGACGUUGUGAUGUACACGGUAGUGCUAUCACUGGUGACUAUGGACAGGCCUACACUGCGUACUAAGGUCUUGGAGUCGCCGGAGGUAUCGCAGGUGGCUACUGAGGGCUCGUUGUUACACCAGCUGUUAUAUGAUUUUUACCACUGCAACUACAAAAACUACAUGUUCAACCUUGCUCGUACUUAUGACCUUAUACUUCGUGACAAGUACAUGUCAAGGCACUGCAAGUACAUAUUGCGUCAGGCAAGGUUACCGGCAUAUCGUCAAUUUUUGCGACCGUAUAAAUCCGUGACUAUAGAGAACAUGUCCCAUGCAUUUCAGUUACCACCAGACUUCAUAGAGGACGAGUUGGUAUCUUACAUAAGUGGCAUGCGUCUGGAUUGCAAGAUUGACCUUGUUAACGGCAUUAUUGAGAACAACAUUAUGGACGAGCGGAACACGAAUUACAUUGAGAUUGUUAAGGAGGGCGACAUGCUGCUCAACCGCAUUCAGAAGCUAUCACGUAUUGUGGACAUGUAAACUUGGUACU
Babesia bovis T2Bo is the source of this 1209-nucleotide messenger RNA. RefSeq names its product proteasome PCI/PINT domain family protein. NCBI's taxonomy places the organism in Eukaryota, Apicomplexa, Aconoidasida, Piroplasmida, Babesiidae. Gene Ontology annotation, biological process: proteasome-mediated ubiquitin-dependent protein catabolic process. Gene Ontology annotation, molecular function: protein binding. The coding region runs from base 9 to 1199 and encodes 396 amino acids. The transcript has 7 exons. The record is from RefSeq and is a predicted model, not a curated record.